UGCAGGGUUACCGCGCCCAUCUCUGCUGUUUGAUGGCCGCCGGAAGAAGCUGCUGAGAUCCUGACGCCGAGGAAGGGAAGAGGGACGACGACGUCGUAGGACCAGAGUGUUUUUUGCCGUCAAGGUGGAAUUUGUGGGGCCUACGGAGACUGCUCACGCGGAACUGUGAACGCCUAUCUUGGGGUGAAUAACUGCCUCAUAUUUGCUCGACUGUGCCGGUGUGUCCCCCCCUUCCUUGGCGGGUUUCAAAACUGUGUUCGGGGAGUGCCGCUCUUCGCUAGCUACACUGAGCGCCUGGCUGGAGAGAGGAGAGACGAGCUUUUACUUGUUUCCAGCCGAUGUGAUUUUAAGCGCUGAUUUCAUUUGAAAGCAGAUCAGAAAGAGUCGAGGCGGCGGAGCGAAGCUCACUAUUAGCAGAGAAAAAUGAGUGAACUGGAUCAGCUACGCCAGGAGGCUGAGCAGCUCAAGAACCAGAUCCGAGAUGCCAGGAAAGCCUGUGCUGAUGCCACCCUGUCCCAGAUUACAGCAAACAUUGACCCCGUUGGCCGAAUUCAGAUGCGCACUCGCCGGACACUGAGGGGGCAUCUGGCUAAAAUCUAUGCCAUGCACUGGGGCACUGAUUCAAGGCUUUUGGUCAGCGCCUCCCAGGAUGGAAAACUUAUUAUUUGGGACAGCUACACCACGAACAAGGUCCAUGCCAUCCCGCUGCGCUCCUCUUGGGUGAUGACGUGCGCCUAUGCCCCUUCCGGUAACUAUGUCGCAUGUGGCGGCUUGGACAACAUCUGCUCCAUCUACAAUCUGAAGACCCGUGAGGGAAAUGUGCGUGUUAGCCGCGAGCUGGCUGGACACACAGGCUACCUGUCCUGCUGUCGCUUCCUGGAUGACAACCAGAUCGUCACCAGCUCUGGAGACACCACCUGUGCUCUGUGGGACAUUGAGACUGGGCAGCAGACAACUACGUUUGCUGGCCACACUGGUGAUGUCAUGAGUCUCUCUCUGGCACCUGACACGAGGCUGUUUGUGUCUGGGGCCUGUGAUGCCUCAGCCAAACUCUGGGACAUCAGAGAAGGAAUGUGCCGGCAGACUUUCACCGGCCAUGAGUCGGACAUCAAUGCCAUUUGCUUCUUCCCCAAUGGCAAUGCCUUUGCCACGGGCUCAGACGAUGCCACCUGCCGGCUGUUUGACCUGCGUGCUGACCAGGAGCUGAUGGUGUACUCGCAUGACAACAUCAUCUGUGGUAUCACCUCUGUGGCAUUCUCCAAGAGUGGACGUCUACUGCUGGCUGGCUAUGACGACUUCAAUUGCAAUGUCUGGGACACUUUGAAAGCCGAUCGUGCAGGCGUCCUGGCUGGUCAUGAUAACCGGGUGAGCUGCUUGGGUGUGACUGACGAUGGCAUGGCAGUGGCAACAGGGUCCUGGGAUAGCUUCCUCAAGAUCUGGAACUAGAAUCUGAAGAUGGUAUCCGGACGCCAAAGUGGCAUGGACGACCAUUCCAACAUCACAAUGUUUAAUUGUAUUGCAUAUCCAAUCUUUUCAAAACAUGAUACUGACUCAAAACACCCAACAAACUAUUAAGGGCAAAAAUCUCUCACUCUCUCUCCUCCUCCUUAAAAGAGCACAAUUGUCUGUCACUCAUUCAGUUCCAACAGUUACAGGUCAAGGUAUUUGGUUGUCUCAGAAUGGACGGAUGGAAAAAACUGUGCGUUCCUCUCAUGACCACAGUUGGAGUGAAUAUUAUUGCAUGACAGCGAUCUAACUCUUUAUAGUUCUUGGACAUAUUUCAGUUGUUUUUUUUUUUUUCAUCAUCUCCGUCAAAGUCCAAAUGUCGGUUGUCUGUUAAAAUGAGGAUCAAAUCUUUGUAUUAUUUGCUAAUCUUUACAUGUUGAAAGAAUGUUUUCACUUGAAAAUAUCCUUGGGAAUUAGGCUUUAUCCCACAGGAGAACAAAGCGAGAGAAUUUUGCUUCAACGGGGAGUCCUCAAGCCACCUUAGGCCCUGCUGUAUAUUUAGACCCAUGAAACUUCUUCCCCUCCCCUCCCCCAGUGUAGUCCACAAAUCUUUGUUUGCACAAAAAUGUAAACUUUGCAUAUAUAGAAUAUUGUCUAAAGAAAAACAGUUAACUAACCAAGCACAUGCUGUUAUAAAUGAAUGCUCGUUUUUAAAAUGCAAAAACCUUAAAAAAAAAAAAAAACAUUUAACCAUUCUUAAACCUUUUUGUCUGGCACCAGUCUAGACUAAUGAUAUGAAGAUUAAUCUAUUGGAUCAUAAUCCACCCAACCCUUUCUAUAUUUUAUUUGACUUAUUUUCCUCCUGUAGUUUUUGUGUUGCUGCGGUUGGGACCGAGGGAUGCGACUGGUUGGUUGGGUUGGGAGUCGCUCCAUUUUAGUCAGACUGUGUUCCAGAGCUUUCUCAAACGGGUGCCCAUUCCGUGCUUGGAAACGCAGUUACUACUCUGUGAAUGACACGUUGUAUAAAUCAAUGUUUGAAAAUAAUAUUGAAACUUUUUAAGUUAAAAAUUAAAAAAAAAACGGUUGUCUGCUAUGGGUGGGUUAUCUCUUAGAAUCGCAUGCUGUAGAAUUGCUUAAAGGUGCAUAUGGAAAUAAGUCCUUUGAUGUUUUCUUUAAGAAAAGAACCUGUUGAAUAUACAGCAUCAAUACAAUGGUAUUUAUUUUUAUUCCCCCCCCCCCAGUUUUGACUUCCUUUGUUUUUUGCUACUCCCGUGCAUACCAUAAUAAAACUAAAAUGGCAAAGCUAUGCACAUGAGAAGCAAACCCUGCAUUACAAAGGUUGCUUGGUCCAUACUUGGGGAGGGAUUACACAAAUUAUUUAGACGUAAAUGUAAAUCGUACACGCUCGCAUAUACAGUUAAUCACCUAAACACACCGAUAGGACACAUUUUCAUUCCUUCUGUAGCAAACAAAAUUCCACUUUCAAAGAAAAACAUUUUAUAACACUUUUUUCUGUCCUUUUAAUUAAAAAAUAUCUUGCAGCAUCUGGAUGGCAGACUUUUUUUGUUCCCUUCUCCUUGUAAACAAGAUGCUCUUCCUUUUAGCAGUAAUGCCAUUGUUUUUUCUCUGCAACAGUCUGUACAAAAAGAUGUGCUGUAACUGUGUGUUAGGCCUGGAGUUGGCAAAAAAAGAAUAAAAAAAGUCCAAAUUAAUUAAAUUCCAUUUCCUUUUCUCUUUCUCCAUCAAAUAACCAUAGCACCCUCUCUAUUCCCUUUUCACCUUUUGUAUUUAAUUUUCAAGUGAGUCAGUGUACAACCGAAAGCUGGAUGCAAGAUAGAAACUAUAUUAAAAUGUACUGUUAUUUAAGAUGUAAUAAAAAGCAGUUUGAGAUGACAUAA
Hippocampus zosterae (dwarf seahorse) is the source of this 3344-nucleotide messenger RNA. Its product is annotated as guanine nucleotide-binding protein G(I)/G(S)/G(T) subunit beta-1. Lineage: Eukaryota; Metazoa; Chordata; Actinopteri; Syngnathiformes; Syngnathidae. The record is from RefSeq and is a predicted model, not a curated record. Gene Ontology annotation, molecular function: protein binding; signaling receptor complex adaptor activity. Gene Ontology annotation, biological process: G protein-coupled receptor signaling pathway. The transcript is spliced from 11 exons. Bases 424 to 1446 code for a protein of 340 amino acids. Gene Ontology annotation, cellular component: heterotrimeric G-protein complex; cytoplasm.